Molecule: messenger RNA, 2654 nt
Organism: Manduca sexta (tobacco hornworm)
Lineage: Eukaryota; Metazoa; Arthropoda; Insecta; Lepidoptera; Sphingidae
Exons: 7
Coding region: 1-1686 (561 amino acids)
Source: RefSeq, a predicted model, not a curated record
AUGUACAGACACGUGGAGGCGCUGAGCGCGGCGCUGGAGGCCGGCUGCCCGAGCCGCGCGCUCGCGCACCGCCUCGGCCUCGCCGCCGCGCUCGACUGGCGCGCGCUCGCGCACCGCCUCGGCCUCGCCGCCGCGCUCGACUGGUGCGCGCGACAGCACGCGCCCGCGCGCACGCUGCUGCUGCACCUCAAGGUACUCACGCACUACAUGUACAGACACGUGGAGGCGCUGAGCGCGGCGCUGGAGGCGAUCGCGCACCGCCUCGGCCUCGCCGCCGCGCUCGACUGGUGCGCGCGACAGCACGCGCCCGCGCGCACGCUGCUGCUGCACCUCAAGGUACUCACGCACUACAUGUACAGACACGUGGAGGCGCUGAGCGCGGCGCUGGAGGCGCUCGCGCACCGCCUCGGCCUCGCCGCCGCGCUCGACUGGUGCGCGCGACAGCACGCGCCCGCGCGCACGCUGCUGCUGCACCUCAAGGUACUCACGCACUACAUGUACAGACACGUGGAGGCGCUGAGCGCGGCGCUGGAGGCGGGCGGCGCGUGGCGCGCGCUCGCGCACCGCCUCGGCCUCGCCGCCGCGCUCGACUGGUGCGCGCGACAGCACGCGCCCGCGCGCACGCUGCUGCUGCACCUCAAGGUACUCACGCACUACAUGUACAGACACGUGGAGGCGCUGAGCGCGGCGCUGGAGGCGGGCGGCGCGUGGCGCGCGCUCGCGCACCGCCUCGGCCUCGCCGCCGCGCUCGACUGGUGCGCGCGACAGCACGCGCCCGCGCGCACGCUGCUGCUGCACCUCAAGGUACUCACGCACUACAUGUACAGACACGUGGAGGCGCUGAGCGCGGCGCUGGAGGCGAUCGCGCACCGCCUCGGCCUCGCCGCCGCGCUCGACUGGUGCGCGCGACAGCACGCGCCCGCGCGCACGCUGCUGCUGCACCUCAAGGUACUCACGCACUACAUGUACAGACACGUGGAGGCGCUGAGCGCGGCGCUGGAGGCGCUCGCGCACCGCCUCGGCCUCGCCGCCGCGCUCGACUGGUGCGCGCGACAGCACACGCCCGCGCGCACGCUGCUGCUGCACCUCAAGCACGCGCCCGCGCGCACGCUGCUGCUGCACCUCAAGGUACUCACGCACUACAUGUACAGACACGUGGAGGCGCUGAGCGCGGCGCUGGAGGCGCUCGCGCACCGCCUCGGCCUCGCCGCCGCGCUCGACUGGCGCUCGCGCACCGCCUCGGCCUCGCCGCCGCGCUCGACUGGUGCGCGCGACAGCACCCACGCCCCCGCGCGCGCGCUGCUGCUGCACCUCAAGGUACUCACGCACUACAUGUACAGACACGUGGAGGCGCUGAGCGCGGCGCUGGAGGCGCUCGCGCACCACCCACGCGCCCGCGCGCACGCGCUGCUGCUGCACCUCAAGGUACUCACGCACUACAUGUACAGACACGUGGAGGCGCUGAGCGCGGCGCUGGAGGCGGGCGGCGCGUGGCGCGCGCUCGCGCACCGCCUCGGCCUCGCCGCCGCGCUCGACUGGUGCGCGCGACAGCACGCGCCCGCGCGCACGCUGCUGCUGCACCUCAAGGAAUGCAGAAACGACAUAUCCUCGAAAAAGUUGGCUGUAAUUCUAGAAGAUAUGGGAGAAUUAGAGGCUGCUUCAAUUAUAAGGAGACACAUAGAGUGACAUAUUUUGCGACCAAAGACUUUUAUUAAUAGGCAUUGUAGUCGAUUAAGUUCCGUUUUUAAUAUUAGGAAAUCGAUUCAUAAGUAUCUAUGUUGCGGUUUUCUCGUUGAAGCGUGUUCACCAGCCUGGUAUCAAAAAUGUAAACAAAUAUCGAUUUACUUAUUAGUCUUAUCGAUAGUAUAUAUAAUUCUAUGACUACCGUAACUAAUAAAGCUAUUGUGGUUUUGGACAGGCGGAAUUAAAAGGCCCUUAAUGAGAGUUAUUCGCAAAGAAGGUAGAUCUAUUUGUUAACAUUUGUGCUACAUGGUUGGUGAUCACACUUUAAUUGAAUUGUAAAAUGGUGCAAGUGCGAAAUUAUUUUUUAAUUGUGCGAAAUAAAUGUAAUUUUGACAUAUUCUGAGGAAUUCAUUAUUGGAUAUUAAAAAUAACAAUAAUUAUUAUUUUGAAAUCAACAAAUGAAAUUUUGGUGAAUUUUAUUUAAUCAUCUUUUAUAAUUAUUGCAAUUGUAGAAGAUGCUAGAAUAAUUAAAUAGAUUAAUAAAAAAAACUGUUGUAAUUUUUAACUGUGCUUUUUGCCUUAAUAAUCAUUUUUAAUCAUUUUCCCUCGCCUCAGUUUUAGUGUCAAUAUAAUAUUGUAACCAGUGAAACCAUCUCAUGAAACCCUGAAAGGGUAGGCAGAAGUAAAGCAUCUGCAAACAUAGUUCGCCCAUUCUUUGUUAACGACGCGUCCUUGAUCGGGUAUCGCCUUGUCGGACUAAAAGUCUAACCCCAAGUAACUCGCCUUCGAGUUGUUUUUAUUUUUAUAGUUUGCUGUUUGACUGCAAUAGGUCUAGGCGCCUAGUUUAUGUUAAGUUGAAUAUCGCUACAUUGUAUAAUAUGAAUUAAUAAUAUUAGGGCGGGAUUACUUUUAAGCUGUGUAAACUUUUUAAUACGUGUUUCGUUACGUUCGGGUUCAUUCUUCAUUAAAAA